AUGUUCUCCUCCGCCCUUGUCAUCCUCGCCCUCUCUGCUUCGGCUCUCGCCAACGUUUUCAUUACCUCGCCCACCGCUUCAACAACUUUCACUGGUGGAAAGGAAGCCACCAUUAGCUGGCAAGAUACCACUGAUGCGCCCAGCCUCAAGGACUUUGGCCUCGCUACUGUCUCUAUCUACGCUGGCAAUGCCAUCCAGCAGACGAGCCUUCAACUCAUCGUUGACAAUGUGGAUGUCUCAACCACCUCCUCAAUCAAAUUCACCCCCAACCCCCAAAUCGGCCCCAACAGCGACCAAUACUUCGUCCGUAUUGAGUCGAGGAACUUGAAGGAUGCUGCUCAGCCCCAAUUCCCCGCCCUCGCGUUUUCCGCCAAGUUCAAAAUGGACGGAAUGACCGGUACAUUCAGCCCCGCCGUUCAGGCCCAGAUCGCAGGACAAUCCACUGCUCCUCUCGCAGGAAGCACACCAGCAGCCACGGGUGCACCUGCCGCCUCAUCAGCCGCUGCCUCCACUACCAAGAGCGGCUCUUCCACUCGUGCAGCAACUAGCACCGGUAGUGCCCAAGCCGCCACCCAAACCGAUGGUGCCAUUGCUCUUGGCUCGUCCGCCAAGAUACUCGUCGCUGUUGUCGUCGCUGUCGCCGUUGCGCUGUGCUAG
Pleurotus ostreatus (oyster mushroom) is the source of this 657-nucleotide messenger RNA. RefSeq lists its product as uncharacterized. The record is from RefSeq and is a predicted model, not a curated record. The transcript has 4 exons. Lineage: Eukaryota; Fungi; Basidiomycota; Agaricomycetes; Agaricales; Pleurotaceae. Gene Ontology annotation, biological process: (1->6)-beta-D-glucan biosynthetic process; cell wall biogenesis. The coding region runs from base 1 to 657 and encodes 218 amino acids.